UUGUUUGGAUUUAGAAUUAAAAUUAAUUAAUUAAAAUAAUUUGGGUUUGUUCUGGAAGGUUCACACAGUGUCAGCUUCCAUCGGAUGGAUGAGAAGCAGCGGUGCCCAGCAGCAGAGCUCUGACAGCUCUUCCAGAUAGCACCCACCCGUGGGGCUGUUUGAGCUGGGAGAGCCCACUAAAGGCCAUCUGGUCCAACCACCCCGCAGUGAACAGGGACACCGACAGCUCCAUCGGCUGCUCAGAGCCCCGUCCAACCUGACCUUGAGCCCCUCCAGGGAUGGGGCAUCCACCACCUCUCUGGAUGACCUGUGUCAGUUGUUCCACCUUUCCCUUCAUCUCCAAUUCUCGUGCCAUUCCUUGCCUGGUGGAGGAAAAGAAUUUCCUGGUUACCACAAGUCAUGUUAAUUUUGCUUUGUAUUUAUUUCCUCCCUCGCAGCCCCCUGAGCCCCCUGUCGAUUUGUUAUGCCAGCGCUGAAUCAAUCCAACUGCGAUUUCAUUCUGUUGGUGGUGAGUUUGUAAGUGGUGGUGUCUCACAAGUUCGUUAGUGAAUUCCCUUAAUAACCCGCAGCGCGUGCUGCUCUGCCCGGCUGCUUUGCGUGCGCUGGGUUUGCCGAGCGCUCCCCUACGUGCUUUUUAUCAGUAAGUGUAUUUACAAGGUCUUCAUUACUUCCUAAUUGACCAUGCCUCUUCUCUUUAGUUAUCGCCUUAAAGAGCAAUUUAAAAAAGCAAUUCAGCAACAGCCAUUCCGGAGCUCUUCAUCCCUCCCAGCCCCUUUCUCAUUCAUUAUCAUCCUUCUGUCUCGCUGGCGCUUCUUUUCCCUCAUGCCUAUAAGCCAUACGUAUUCCCCAAAACGUUUUAUCAGUGCUCCGUUCCCACCCUUCAGCUGCCAUUGGUCCUGGCGGUCUGUUGGGGCUCUCCUUGCAGCCGACGCUAAAAAAUGCCAAUUUAAUCUUUGUGUUUUGGGGUUUAUUGCCCCCACUCCUCCUGCCGUUCUGCCCCAGUGGUGCAGCGCAGUUGCCCCACACAGCAGACAGCAGCUCGGCCAUAGGAAGAGCUUUCCAAAUCCCUUCCAAAUCACUGUCACUGUACCCAGCAGAGAAGGAAACAGCUCUGGGUCUGGUGGAGAUCUCGGGGCGCCCCACGGUUUAAUGUCUUCCUUCUCCUUCCCCUUUGAAAAGCAGCCUUUUUUUCCCUGUGUUUUGUCUUCUGUGGCUUAUGUUGCUUGACAUGUCGGCUGGUUUUGAUCUUUUCCUUUCUGCAUUACAAAAUUGUCAGCUGUGUAACCUAGAAACGGGGCCGGCUGAAUGAUAUGUUUGCAAAUAAUGAUUGUUAGAAGUUUUUCUCCCCCUCUCCUGUGAGCCGUGCCUGCCCCACUGGGGGAUGUGCCCUCAGGGAGCAGUGGGCUCUGCCAUCCUCAGCCCUGUGCUGGGUACGGUCCCAGGUGUUCCUGCCAAAGCUGGAGUACCUCCGCGUCCAUCCUCAUUUAAUUUGAACACUGACAAAUCCUCCCAGCCGCGGCAUUCAUCCAUCUCCUAAGCUGUCCGAUCCGCACAGCCACUUCACAACUCUCCUGGCUGUGCGGUUAAUGUGUCCCUGGGCUGGCUGAGCUUCAGAGCUAGCUGCUUUUAUUUAUUUCCUCGCAGCUGGCCCUGGUUUUCCAAGCAGAUAUCCACCUGCGCCUGCUGCCUCAGAACACCCUUUGGCUGCCCUGCUGGGUAUGUGGCCAGCUCUUAAUCACAACCAGCACCUCAAGGAUUUGGAUGUACUGCGGGCAAGACAAUGUGAGUGGUAGGAGCCAACAGGCUGAGCUGUGGCAGCCCUUGGCGCAGGACAGGGCUCCUUGCUGGGGUUCUCUGUCAGGGAUUUGGUGGGCAUGGUGGUGAUAGGUCAGUGGUUGGGUUGGAUGAUCUUAGUGGCACUUUCCUACCGGAGUGAUUCAGUGUGGAGCUGCUGCUCCGUCACACAGCCUGGACUCACUGUGGGGAAACCACCAGCGCUGGUGCUGGAGAUUCCCUUGCAUCUGCUCACAUGGUUGUGAUGCUCCAUGGGGUGCAUGCUCCUACCCCAAACAGUUCAGCCCCUCUCUGCAUCAGCCUAUAUGGGCUGUGUGGGUUACGCUCACAUCUCAGUCAACAGCUCAUCCAUCAAGCACUCACCCUUCACUUUUUAGAGCCUGUUCAUCUUGGCAAUUAGCUCUUGCUCUGCUGCAAUUUUCAGGCACGCUCUCUCUUUCCCAAAUCCCUCUAAGACCCCCUCAGAGCGUGUUCCUGUGCUGUUACAGCUGCUUGUUCCCCCACCACCCACCCACCAAGGCCAGACGUCAGUGGAACUGUUGCACCUUGCCCCCCAAGUUAGUUUCUGGCUGAUGAGAGCAGGAUGUCACCCUUCCGCCCCUGCUCUCACGUCCUGUUGGGAAAAUGGGAGAAGUGAAUGUCUCCUUUAUGUCUGCCCAGUCUGGAGGCCUGAUAAAGAUUCAGGGUGAGCUAUUGCUCGAGCGAGGAGCAGGGAGAAAUCUGAGCUGCAUAAUUAGGUACUUUGGGGACUGUAUCAAAAUGUGGCUGACUGUAGAUUUCUGCGUGCUACGUGCUUUUGUCAUCCACUUCUCUCACCGGUGUGUGGGAGGUGGUACAGUCCAGUGUGACCCCAUGGGCUGAGCGUGGUGCUGAGCGCUGGCACUAUGUGGGAUGUGCGGCCUUGGGAAGCAACGUGGGUCAGUGGGUUCAUGGGAGGGCUGCGUGGGGUUGCCACCUGUCAGCAGGACCAGCUCCCAGGUUGGUUAAAGACAUGUAAUCAUUCACACCAGUCAAAAGUUGCAGUGUGCUUUUCCUCUCAAAUCAAGACUAAGGUGAAAUAUAGAAGAUGUUCACAGAAUGGCAACAGAAAAAAAGAAAGAUUAAGAAAUGUCAGGCUCUGCUGUCAAUGUUUUUGAUGGAAAUACUUCGACAUUUGCAAAGUCAAAUGUUUAGUUUGUCAAUCCAAAUGGAAGUGUCACGCCAAGCCUGGGUGAAGCAUUAAGGCUCUGGUUCCAAGGUGGUGUAAUGCUGCUGGUGGGUAUGGCCCUGCUGGUGGCACUGGGUGGGCACAGCCUCUGGGAUUCCCCUCCUAGGAAGGCAGCUCAUGGGAACUGGGAGGGCACAGAGUGUUCAGCCUUAGGUUGCUCAUCCAGGAAGUGAGAACCCGCCUCCCCACGCAUGCUAUGCUACAGAACAUGCUGUGAAUUUGGGCAAACCUCUUGGCUGCUGCCCCACGUUCGCUCUCUGUAAGCAGGAGGAAUAAUUCUUCCCUGCCUCAACCAGCAUUUGCAGGCUUAAAUCCAUUAAUGUUUGUGGAGUGCUCAGAUGUCGGGGUAGUGGGAGCCCUGUAAGCCCCAGCGAGAGCCUCUCUGCCUGUUUGUAGAUGGCAUCUCAUGAUAGGCAGCGGAGGGCUGAGUGCAGAUGGUGCUGCAGUAAAUCCUCACGGUGGGAACAGCAUCUGAAGCACAGAGUGAAAUAAGGAGUGAAAACAUGUGGUGUGCUGGGGGCUGUGGGCCAGCUCCAGAGCAGUCUACUGGGGACCCUCAGGGUCGUGCCUGUACCCUACUGAGUGCAACUUCGUGGCUCCCAAAUCUUGCAUAAAGUCAGGGUUAGGUAAAGAUGUUAUUCACUGAAGUGCUGUGGUUGCUUGGGGGAGAGGUGUAGGAGAAAGGUCUUGGUGUACAGAACAGUCCACGGGAAAUCCAGCUAGAGCUGGGACUUGGAUACCCCACUGCCACCUCCUAGGUGAUGUUUGACCUUCCGUGGUGCUGACUGAUGGAGGUAUUUGAGGGGAAAAAGACAAAAAAUGCAUUUGAACUGACAACAGAAACGCCUCUUGGAGAAGCAGUCUGCAGAAGUUCUUUCUGUACAGUGUUUUGUUAUUGUGAAAAAUUGCCUGUGCUUUUAUCUGCCCCAUGCUGGACUGAAACCUGGAGGUGAGACGUGGUUCACUUCUCAACAAACCUCUCCCGCUCUUGCUUUAUGGACCGAAACUAUGGGACAGCCUCCAGCAAAGCUGUUGCCUCUCUUCUGCCCAUGCAGAACAGUACCUCCGCGGUUUCCAUUAGCAUUGGCUUUCUGCUGCCGGGUUUUCCUCCCUAUAAUUACUGAAAAAAUUGGAACAGUUAAGGCUUCAGAUAACAGCAGGGCAGUGACCUCCCCAGCAGCUCCGCUCUGAGCAGAGGUGGCCUGGGAUGCUCGGUCCCCAUUGCGGUGUGUGGUGUCUCGUGGCUGUUAUUAAUGCCUCUGCUUUGCUUACCCAAGUGCUUAGCUGGUUCAAUACAUUUUCAGACCUGUCCUUACACUAUUGUUGGGAAAGAUUCAUUAGGACUUUGGCUGGAAAUUAUAGUGACAGAUAGAGCAGGGUAAUUUAUGGCUUUUCUUGAGGGUUGCGCAAUUAUUCAAUAAGUGUCUUUCCUUCCUCUACCCCCCGCCAGCCACUUGUUGGAAAUAAAUACUGGAUUUGUAUGCGGAAAAGUGGGUAACAGCAGAGCCAGGAGUGGCCAGGGGGAGCCCAGCUGGGCUCUUUAGGUAACUCUGCUCGUGUUCCUGUGGCUCCAAGGCGUCCUUUCCCGAGUUCUGCCUCCUUGGCACUGCUACCUUUGUCUCCUGGCUGUGCCAUGCUUGGUUUGGUAUUAAGCCCUUUGUCCCCUGUCUGUAGUGGAGACUUCCCCUUUGUAUCUCAAUUCUUUCAAGUAUCAAAGCCAAAAGAACCCCAUAGGGUUGCUGGCAUCUGCCUCAGGGCACCCCCGAUGUCUGCAUCCCCCAGAAAGGCACUGAGGAUGCUGAUAGUUUCCAAAGGAUCUGUUAAUGCUGACAGAGUGCAGCCCAGCUCUCCCUGCCUUGUGCUGGAACCUGGGGAGCCAAGCAAUCCUUCCAUGAGUAGCCAUCCCUCUACUCAUCCCCUCCUAGAGGAGGUGACAGCAGGGUCAGGCAUGGUUCUCACCCCACAGGAUGGACCGGUGUAUCCCGCUGGGGGUUGGCUGUGCCUGGGGCUUCCCAGCCAGCAGCCUGGGGAAGGUGAAUCCCCGGAGGCAGGUGUGGGAUUCAGCUGUCUGAGCGGUGUCAGGAUGGGUAAAUACCUGACUAGGCUCCUCCUUACAGAUUUCCUUCUGAGGGUGAUCUCAGACCUCAAAUCUGGCUUUUGCUCUGCAGUUCCACUGGAGGAGAUGGAGAUGCUCGGUCUUGGGGACUUUCUCAGCCUUCACAGCUCCCCAUGCUGGGUCCUCUCCCCAUGUUCCUGCUGGACACAGCAGGGCUCAGUGCGGUGCCAUACAAGCAGAGGCUCAAGGCAGAGGAUCUGGGCUGGGUGCACUGCUGGUGGUGGCAGAAUGUCAGUCAAGGUAUUGGCACUGCAGCAUUCCCACUGCUUAUCUAUCCCGCUCCUUAUGCAUUUUCACAUUUUGUUUGAAUUAGUUGGGAUUGUUCCUCGCAGCGUGCAUGGCUCUGCAUUUGUCUACUUUGGAUUUCAUCUGCCAUUGACUGGCCCAUUCAUCAAGCUCUCCUCGGUCCUUUUGAAGUUCCCUGUAGUCUUCUCUUGUUCUGAAUCCUCCAUGUAAUUUGGGUCCUCUGCCAGAUUUUCUCGUGACGUUUUUCAUUCUCCUUUUCCAGAUCAUUAAUGCAUCCCUUUAACCAGUGGUUCGAGCACAAAAACUCGGGGAGGCUCCCGUCAGUGCCGUGGCCCUCUGGAAGGCAGUCGUUAUUAACACGAGUUGUUUUCCCUCUUUGUCUCCAACCCUUCGAGUUACUUUUCUCCAUUUGCUCUACAAAUGUUUAAUUUCCUUAAUAGCCUCUCGUAAGGGACCUUGUCAAAGGGCUUUGAAACCCCAAACACAUUAUGUCAAGUAGUUCCCCUUACUUCACUGUUCUGACGACGGGAGAAAGCAUCCUGGUAGAUCAGAGGCAUGUAGCUCCUUUCAGGAACUGGGGCACAUCUCGGUUAAUUUACGCGUUUUAGAAUCCAGCUUCUCAUGAAAACCUUCAUCUCCAACUGCCGAUCCCAUCCUGGCAGCCUCAAAAAGAGCCAUGUCCAUGUGUCUGCUAGAGUGAAAGCGAUUUCCAUCGCCAGCUCUUUGUUAGCAACCAGGUCGAGAGCUGCCGGAGCUUUGGGUGUUUCCCUUUGAACUCCGGCAGCUUUGUGCUGGGCAGCCCGCUGCCAUUUCUACUCUUUUUUUUUUUGGCAUUUUCCUUUGUAGAAACGCUUCGUUGUUAUCACCUGGAAACAAUGGGGCUCUCUGCUGUCCCUGAGAGCUGCAGCCAGUUGGAAAGCAACCUCUGUGCUCCUAUACCCUGCUGGGGUGUGGGCAGGUCGCAUCAUGCCGCACGAUAAGAUCCGAACACAGCCAUGCUGCGCAGAACCUGCUCCACCCGCCGGGCGAUGGAUGCUGCUCCCUGCCCAUGAAUCACGCUCAUGGUUGUGUAAGGUUUGUGCUGUAUUUCUGCGGCCCUUACAAAGUUCUGCACAAUUUAUACGCGCCACUCCUGCGUCGAGCCAUUCAUGCUCCUUCUUCGAGGCACUGGGAUUUACUCUCCCCUUGCCGCAGCCUGGGGAAAUUGCACUGCUGAUGGAACGAUCCUGGGGCCGUGGCACUAUUUAUUGUUAUCAGAAACAAUCCCACCACGUGGUGACUUCUGACCACAAAAAAAAGGGGGGGAAACGCUGUGUUCUCUCCAACACCAAUACCCAUGAAUCUUUAAACAGAAGGAAGUGUUUCCCCGACCAGCGAGCGCUUGUGAAGACGUUUAACUCUAAGAAUAUGUGACAGCUCAUCAGAAGAGGAAGCAAAAUGGGUUUUAGGAUACGGAGGGAGCAGCAGGCACUCGAGGAGCCCAGGCAGGGCAAUUGGCCCCAAGGCACUGUCUCCCAUCGGGGUCCCAUCUCCAUCGUGGGGUCCCCGACCCCAGCACCCAGGAGAGCUCCGCACUGUGCCCUGCCCAGGUUGGAGCCUCGCUGGCGACUUCCAGGCAGAGUUCUGGCACCGGAUUACCUGUCUAGCUGGGAUCUUAUCUCAGCGUUUAUCACUGCCGCCUCUCGCUGUCAGCACUGUUUAUAGGCAGGGGAACCGAAACCCUAUGCUAAGAAAUUUCCUCCUCCUCCUCUUUUCUUUCAAAUCUGCAUCUGUUCCAGACUCUCUUUCAUUACAGACCACAUGAAAGCCAAAACAAUCCCAGGCUAUCAGGCACAGAAACCUUCACAAGGACACCGACAUCCCGCACCGGGGUAGGAGAGGAGUGCGGGGCCGGAGCUGCUGGCGUGCCAUAAGGAAGCGAUUGAAGCUUUCACAAUCUGUUUAACCAGUGACAUAUGUUUCCUGUAGGCACGGCGGUGUGCUGCGUGCUGAGGGCUCCUGGAACAGGGAACCGUGAGUGCUUCCCCAUAGCGCGAUGAAAAUCUCUCCUGCCUGAGACCACAGCAACUCGUUACACAUGGGAGCGGUCAGGCUGGUGAACAGUGCCGUGCACACAGCUGGGACAUAGAAGAGCCAUGGUACAAUGCUGUUGACCUCACACCCUCUGUGCCUGCAGAAAACCAUCCCAUUUCUGGGGCUGAGAAGCUCCUAAGCAGCGAGGCGGCCCUAAUAAUUCCACUUAAUCUUCCCCCAUAAAUCACUCCUCCCCUCCCCUGCAGUCUAUUGGCAUCAUCUGAAGCUAUUAGCUAAUUUGAAGCCAGGAGUUCACACGUUGCCUGGUCCCAUCCCGUCUCCCUGCAGCAGUAAGUAUGCACUCCUGGAGGGAGGCUGCCUGAAGUCACCCUCCUCAUCCUCCUCUGGUGGGGAAGAGGUGACAGCACAUCCCCACCAGCCCGGUGGGACAGGGGCAUGGAGCUUUCUGCUCCUCCCUGGUGCCUCAUCCUGGGAUUUACAGCUCCAGUUGAGAUCAGCUGAAACCUGAUGACAACGCCUGACGUGUCUGCAGUGCCCGUGUCCCUGCUGCUCACCCCCACUUCGCUAAUGAGCUUUGCUCAGAGGUGUGCUUUGCUCAAAGCCCCCAACCCCACUGAGCUGCUGGGGAAUGCAGCCAUGCCAAUGGGUCCUCUCCAGCCCUGAGGACGGGUCCUGAUAGGGAGAGCGGGACGCAGCCAUGUCACACCCCGAGGCAGGUCUGUGUUUUUUGCAGUUAUGAAUGUCAUUCCCCAAUCCGCUCAGGAGCCGGCAAUUUUCUGGCCGAGGUGGGAAGCUGCCGACAUCGUAUGAUACACGGCGAGAUUGAUUGUAUUUACUUACCCUUUAACCUAAUAAAGAAAAAUAAUGUUCCUUCAUC
This is a messenger RNA of Gallus gallus (chicken), 8274 nucleotides long. RefSeq lists its product as uncharacterized. Bases 4635 to 5573 code for a protein of 312 amino acids. The record is from RefSeq and is a predicted model, not a curated record. The transcript is spliced from 5 exons. Lineage: Eukaryota; Metazoa; Chordata; Aves; Galliformes; Phasianidae.